Molecule: messenger RNA, 597 nt
Organism: Jatropha curcas
Lineage: Eukaryota; Viridiplantae; Streptophyta; Magnoliopsida; Malpighiales; Euphorbiaceae
Source: RefSeq, a predicted model, not a curated record
AUGGAUGAUGGUUGUUUCUGGAGGGUUGAUAUCUUACAUGCCUUAUUUUCAGAGAGGGAUAGAAAAUGCAUUCUUCAAAUCCCCUUGAGUCCCUCUCGUCGUGAAGAUGACUGGUUGUGGCGAGAGGAGAAGACUGGCCAAUCCUCAGUUAGAAGUGCUUAUAAGUUGCUUAUGCGUGAUUUCCUUUCUCUUACAUCUGCUGACAUGGGACGCUUCUGGUCCUUGCUGUGGAAACUAAAACUUCCAGCAAAGUUGGACUUUACCAUGAAUGAGUUCCUGUCAAAUGUGUUUAAUGUCUUUUCGCUUUCAGACACUCAUAAUUUCUGCUUUGUUAUUUGGGUGAUAUGGAAGUUCAGGAAUUCUGUGGUUUGGCAGCAAAACAACUCAUCUGCUGCACAAGAUUUAGGAGCAGGAUUUGAAUGGUUCCAUUCUUGGCAGUAUGCCCAAGUCCAGAAGUCGGUCCCUGAUGCUUCUGUCAGUUCUGAGUUUGUGAUAUGGCAAAGGCCUGCUGUGGGAUUUGUAAAGUGUAAUACAGAUGCAUUGUUCAGACCACAGAAUGAGUUUGUAGGUGCAGGUUGGGUGCUAAGGGAUUCUUAG